ACAGCCAAUCAGGGCAGUUCUCCAAGAGACUAAAGGAAACCUUCCCACAAGCCACCACGAAACAAAAUGUCGCUGUGAAGUGCGGAAAAAGUAACUGUUUUCGCAGUUUCCAUCAAUUUUUCUGCUAGACAGUGAUACUGGUAAAAUUUUUGAACGUACGCCUGUUCUACACUUCCUUAGAUUUGUUCGUGAAACUUACAGGACACAUUUUACGAACAUUUGCCAAAUUUAACCAUGGCAUUUCGUCCUGGGGAACAAGCUGGCAGAGCUACCAGCAGGGGCCGCCCAGCCAGCAGGGGAGCCCAGCGGAGCGAGCCCAGGCCAAGGCCAUCACCAUCAGCGAGCAGGAGCGCCUGAUUGAGCAGAAGAAGAAGGAGAUCCAACAGAAGAUGGCCGAGAAGAAGAGGAAAGAGGAGGCGGCCAAGGGCGGGGCCAAGAAGGCACCGACGGGUGGUAUUAAAUUUAACAUUGGGCGAGCUGCACCACCACCUGCGGCAACUGUGUCAACAGCAUCACCAGCUGCUGCGCCAACACCAGCAGUCAUAGCUGCAGCGCCAGUUCCUGCAGGAUCUGUGCCCGCAGCUGCCAAGUCAUUGGGAAACGUGUUCUCCAACGACGGCAGUUUCUUGGAACAGUUCCGCAAAAUGCAACAGCAGAAGUCAGGGAAGAGUGAAGACACCAAACCAUCCCCUCCCAAGCCAGACCUGAGUGACAUCCCCCUGCCAGACUCCCCAAGAUCUGCCCCUCAGCCUGUGGCCCCCUCUGUCGCCCCUGCCCCCGCCCCAGUACAGCCCAUAGCUUUCAACACAGCGCCCUCCCACGCCAGAAAGUCAGCCCUGCCGGUGCCCAAGCCCAGCGCCUUCCGAGACUCGGACGAUGAGGACGAUAACGUUCUCGCAGCAAUCUUACCGCCAGACGAUCCUGAACUGCUGGCCACAAUCCACAGACUGGCCCAGGAGGUCGCAGAGGGAGGGCUGAUGGUCGAAGAGACAGCCAAGAAGGAGCACAGGGAUGAAGAACUGUACAGGUUUCUCUUUGACCACGAUUGUCCAGAACACAAGUUUUACCAGAAGCGACUUGUGGAAAUGCGACUCGCCAAGAAAGUGCGUAUCGUCAAGGAGACCAGACAAGCAGCUGGGACUACGAAUGAAGGAAGCCGCAAACGUAAGAGUCGCUGGAUGGAUGGGGGCCCGGGGGAGGGCGGAGCCGUCCCGCCCCCAAAGAUCACCAUCAUCGCUCCCGGUUCAGUGGGAGGGGCUGCCGUAAAGCUGCCGGGAGUAGGAGGGGUCGGGGGGACGGGGGCCGGGCUCGAGGGAGUAGAGGAAAAUGAUUGGGGGUUUGGGUCAGGGGGUGGGGUCUCGACGUCCAGCCUGGGCAGCGACGUGAAUCGCGCCGGGAUGAUUGGCACCACGGAGCUGAGCGCGGCACAGCUGAAGCAGCUGAAAGAACAGCAGGAGAUGCAACGCAUGGUGGACUCCAUGGUGAAAUACCACAACAAGAUAGCGUCCGCCGGCCGCAGCGCUGAGGACCAGCAGCAAGACCCCAAGAAGAAGAAGAAGAGGUACGAAUACGACAGCGACGAAGACACGGAGGGCGGGACCUGGGAACACAAGCAGCGAACGAGUGAGAUGCAAGAAACUAAAGAGAGAGCCGAGAUCUUGACCCAGAUGGGCAGGGGCAAGCAUCACCUGGGCGACUUCCUGCCGCCGGAUGAGCUGGAGAAAUUCUUGGAGACACUAGAAGCCCUGAAAGAAGGCAGGACGCCAGACUUCUCCGACUACCAGAAGUUCAAGAUUCAAGCCGACAACAUCGGUUACCAGAUGCUGAAGAAGCUAGGCUGGGAGGAAGGCAAAGGUCUUGGCUCGGAGGGUCAGGGCAUCACUACGCCAGUCAACAAGGGCAGCGCGUCCACAGCGACCACCGGCCUGGGCAUCGACAAGGCCAGCAACUUGACCAAAGAGGACGCGGAAGACGAGUUCUCUGCUUACCGGAAGCGGAUGAUGCUGGCUUACCGAUUCAGACCAAACCCCCUGAACAAUCCAAGGAGACCAUACUACUGAAUAAUUGAAGAUGGAGGAAGUGCCAGGCCCAACUCAAUAUUUAAGGAGUGGAUUUUUUUCCUCCAAACAUCCAGCAGUUUUUAGUGAUCUACACUACCUUGGCCUAACUCACAAUACUUAGAACACGUUUAGUUUUAACUACAGUGGUGUACUUAAAAGGUAAUAUACAACAUCUGCAAACAUCAAAAAACAAAGCUACCAAAUUAUUUUGAAAUACCUUACUUGACUGUAAGUGAAUUACAGUCUCAAGCAUCCUGUGAAAUUAUGGCACCUGGUGUGCUGUCAUUUUCAAGACAAGUGGAAUUUUUGUAUCAAUUUCCAACAAAAGUGGGCCGACCAUCGUUGGUAAAAACUGACUUUUUGCAAAUACUGGCCCCAAUUUACCAUAUUUACUGAGUCCACAUUUUGCUUGCAAGUGGUUACACAUCCGUGAACAAGUGCAAAUCAGGUAGUCUGGUUCCCUGACCUGACAAUUCCCUGACAACUAUAAAGUGCUCCAUUUCGUCUAAACUAGGGUCAGGGAAAAAACUACAAGAAAGGCAUUUAUUUCAUGGUUUUUCCAGCAUCUGUGAACACAAAACUUGAAAUUAGGUCAUGGUAACAAUAUUUUGCCAUAAAUUACUAACUCCCAAAUCCAUCCAUUUCUGAAAAUUACAGCAAAAGCAAAUAUUGUACAUUGCCUUUAAUGUGGCUUUAGGAUAUUAUAAACAAUAGCUGCCACAGUACUGCCACCAUAACCGAGGUGUCUCAUAUUUCUACAGUGAUCGUGUGCCUGGAUUUGCAUACAUAAAGACUUCACGGAAAGAAAAGCGAAUGAAAUAAAGUGAAUGAAAUAUGUACAUGUACUUCA
Messenger RNA from Patiria miniata (bat star), 2910 nucleotides. RefSeq names its product SURP and G-patch domain-containing protein 1-like (gene sugp1). Bases 390 to 2060 code for a protein of 556 amino acids. The transcript is spliced from 12 exons. Gene Ontology annotation, biological process: RNA processing. The record is from RefSeq and is a predicted model, not a curated record. Gene Ontology annotation, molecular function: RNA binding. NCBI's taxonomy places the organism in Eukaryota, Metazoa, Echinodermata, Asteroidea, Valvatida, Asterinidae. Gene Ontology annotation, cellular component: nucleoplasm.